Temnothorax curvispinosus is the source of this 954-nucleotide messenger RNA. RefSeq names its product craniofacial development protein 2-like. Gene Ontology annotation, molecular function: catalytic activity. The record is from RefSeq and is a predicted model, not a curated record. Gene Ontology annotation, biological process: chromatin remodeling. The transcript has a single exon. Gene Ontology annotation, cellular component: nucleus. The coding region runs from base 1 to 954 and encodes 317 amino acids. Lineage: Eukaryota; Metazoa; Arthropoda; Insecta; Hymenoptera; Formicidae.
AUGCAAAGAUGCGGAGUGGAAGGACUGGGUCUGAGUGAAACGGAUCUCAGAGAUAGUAGACACUUUGAAACUAAAAAUGGAAACAUGAUAUUCCUUGCUGGUAACGGUGAAAAGAGCAGCAAUGGAGUUGGGUUCAUUGUUGCAAAAACCGUGAAAAACUGUGUACUGGGCUAUGAGGCGAUUGGUGACAGAAUAAUCAGGAUUAGAAUUGGUGUCCGCCCGCACAACCUAAACAUCAUCCAAGUAUAUGCGCCUACAGUCGAGUGUACGAAGGAGGAAAUCUCUAAAUUCUACGCAAAGCUUGAGACAACCUGCCGUAUGGGACAGAGAAAAGAGACCACCGUGUUGCUGGGCGACUUUAAUGCGAAGGUGGGAAAAACUACGCACGAUACACACCUUAGCCAAACAGUAGGGAAGUACGGUCUGGGGGCCCGCAAUGAAAGAGGAAAAUUGCUUCUGCAAUUCUGCAUAAGUAAUCAAUUUACCAUCAUGAAUACUUGGUUCAAGAUACACCUACGGCGGUUGUAUACGUGGACGUCACCAGGAGGUACAUACCAAAACAAAAUUGACUACGUGUUAAUUAACACCAGAUGGCGCUCAUCCAUUACUAAUACCAAGACAUUACCCGGGGCGGAUUACAGAAGCGACCAUCAGUUACUGGUUGCGGAGUUUAAAGGCCAGCUCAAAGUCAUCCAUAAAGCUAGUAACAACAGGGCACUACACAUGCAUGCUGAUGUAAUGCCGCAAUUCAAGCGGGACAUGGGGACUAGGCUUCUAGGAAUGGAGACGGAUUUAUCGGAGUCAGUCAAUGAUAUGUGGGUCAGGCUGAAAACAGUCGUCGUGGACUCAGCGGAGGCCAUUGUGAAACAACGCCGAGGUCCACACAGUAGACCUAACUGGAUGAGUCAGGAGACCUGGUCCGCCGUCCUACACCGCAGGACCUUAAAAGGAUAA